Messenger RNA from Rhagoletis pomonella (apple maggot), 882 nucleotides. RefSeq lists its product as uncharacterized. Bases 1 to 882 code for a protein of 293 amino acids. The record is from RefSeq and is a predicted model, not a curated record. NCBI's taxonomy places the organism in Eukaryota, Metazoa, Arthropoda, Insecta, Diptera, Tephritidae. The transcript is spliced from 2 exons.
AUGAAUCAAGCUGAAAUCCGAGCCCAGAAGCAACGCAAGCAAAAUGAGCGCCGGCUUUCAGUUCAACGCAACAACGCAUAUUUCUCGAUUCGGUCGCAGAGUGACAGCGAAAGCGCAAAGCCCAAUCCAUCGAACACCCUCAAACCUCCUCAAGAUUCAAGUCAGCGGACUUGCCCUCGAAACUUACCAUCGACGACUUCGAUGUCUUGGAGUGAAGAGUGCGCUCCACCUCGGCCGUAUCACAUUUCACGCCCAACGCUUACAUCAAAUUCGGUAACCGAUAACAUAUCCCCAAAUAUAGAUGCAACAACAACUAGCACAGUGACAUCUUUUACUACCUCAAUCGCGCCAAUAACAACAAACACACCGGUACAUGCCGGCUGCACAGCGAUGUCGACAGCUGAACAAGUAAAAAUUGACUUGAAUUUAAGCACUUACACUGGCAACAAAGGUAAAGCGCAAGAAAAGUUGAAAAACGAAACAACUAAAAAUGCGGCCAUACAUACUGGAAUGAACCGCUAUGUUACAAUAAAAAGAAAAUUUAGUCCGCAAAAUUCAACGGGCAGUCUACAAAUUGUAAUUAAAGGUAUUGAACCAAGCGUUGAAGCUGUGGAAGCUUUGGAAGCACUUAAGGGACAAGGCUUCAAUUCAAAAGCUGCUGUGAAUAUUUUUAAUAGGAACAAAAUCCCUCAACCUAUGUUUAAGGUUGAGCUCGAGCCUGAAAACAAACCACUGGGCAAAAACGAUGUGCAUCCAAUUUAUAAAUUAAAAUAUCGAAGCUAUGAUAGCGUCGAUGCAACAAAACAUGAUGAAUUUCAUGACUUUUAUGCAAAACACAAUGCAAAACUCAAUGCACAAACUGAUAAUGACCUCACAAACUAG